Molecule: messenger RNA, 2233 nt
Organism: Cyprinodon tularosa
Lineage: Eukaryota; Metazoa; Chordata; Actinopteri; Cyprinodontiformes; Cyprinodontidae
Product: sprouty-related, EVH1 domain-containing protein 2-like
Exons: 6
Coding region: 600-1997 (465 amino acids)
Biological process (GO): negative regulation of MAPK cascade; multicellular organism development
Cellular component (GO): membrane
Molecular function (GO): protein kinase binding
Source: RefSeq, a predicted model, not a curated record
CCCCCCGGUGUCGUAGGAACAGCGCUGCCGCCUGCUAUCCAACAUGGAGUAGUGAGAGAGAUGGGGCUCUAGCGGGGCCACCCCUCGGCAACAGCGGCGAAGACGCGCUUUUUUCUUACGCACAACUGGAAGCGGAGUCGUCGGUGAAAACAUGCGCCUUAGGACUUAAAAAAAACAAAAAACAAAAACCGGAGCGUGUGUGAGGGAGGGAGAGUGUGAGUGUUUGUGUGUGUUUGGUGGUGGGGGGGUAGAGAGAAUCAAGAGCUGGAUUCGGAAACCAACAUUUAGCAGUGCAGCCUGCGUUUCUCCACUGAUUGGGUAUUAAAGUUCCACACGGAGGAGAGGAGGUUCAUUUCUUUUUUCCUCCAAAAGAAAAACAGCGUGGCUCCAGGGGAGGAAAGAAGGAGAAGAAGAGGGAGAAUUUCAGGGAGAGAGAGGAGAAAAAAAAAAGGGCUGUCGAGGGCAAAGCCCGAGAGCCGACACUCGCACAAAGGCGCAGGGGGGAUUUAUGCGCAAUCGGACACAGGAUCGGAGGUGGAAGAAUGACGAGUGAAAAGUAUGCAACCGCCGUGGUACAUUACCUGAGGUGAAACGAAAAAAUGAUAGAGGAAACACACCCAAACGAUGACAGCUACAUCGUGCGUGUGAAAGCGGUGGUGAUGACGCGGGACGAUUCAAGCGGCGGCUGGCUGGCUCAAGAUGGAGGGGCCCUCAGCCGGGUGGGCGUUUGUCGCCUCCUUCCCUCAGAGGUGACGCAUCUUUCUGGCUCCAGCACUUCCCAGUUCGUCAUCCGGGGAGAGCGGCUGCGUGACAAACAGGUGAUCCUGGACUGUCCGCUGAGGAAGGAUAUAGUGUACACCAUUGCAAUGCCCACAUUUCACCACUGGAAGGUGGAGGACCGGAGGUGUGGCUUGUCCUUCCAGUGUCCAGCUGAUGGCAGAGCUUUCGACCGGGGGGUGCGGAAGGCAAUAGAGGACUUGGCUGAAGGCUCCACAACCUCCUCUACAGCGCUCCAGAAUGAGGGAGAACUGGGAGACGAUGACGUUUUCACUAACGCCACGGACAGCUCGUCCAACUCCUCUCAAAAGUUGGACGGCUCCCUGCCACCGCCUCUCGAGUCCUCACCCCUUCCUCAGAGACACAAGUGCCCAUCAGGACAUCGACAUGACCUGCAUGACUCCUACCGCCUCACAGACCACUACUACUUGGACCAGCCAUCGUCUCGGAUUCACCGACAUGUCACCUUCGAUGAGGAGAUUGUCCGAAUAAACCCGAGAGAGCGGAGCUGGGAGCGAAGCACGGAUCGCUUCCUUGGACGGCAAGCGGAGCGCUCCUGGAUCACGGGCUACGAGGACUACAGACACGCAAUAGUGCGUGACAGAUUCAUCCACUCGGAUGACUCUGAAUCCUAUGUACACUUCGACAAAACAGAGGCGCAUAAACACGACUAUACUUACCCCCUGGCUCCGGCCCUGUCGCCUUCAGACUCUGAUCCCGCCCUAGGAUCCUUGAACUCGAAGGGUCACGGCGGCUCCUACCACCAACCCUUCUCCUCUGUCGUCUCUAACCAGCCCCGCUCAUUUUUCGCGAGCUCCUCCCCAUCCUCCAAUGGAAGGAAGGGGCGGAAGGACAAUGGGUUGGAACGUGCUCAGUGUGAGCACUGUGGCGAGACCUUUUACCUCUCUGAAAAUCGGAGAGGACGCUGCCAAGAUGCUCCAGACCCCUUGCGCGUGUGUAUCCGACGGGUCAGUUGCAUGUGGCUGGCAGACACCAUGCUCUAUCACUGCAUGUCUGACCCCGAAGGGGAGUACUCGGACCCUUGCUCCUGCGACGGGGGCGAGGGCAGCGGCGGCGGCCGUCUAGGCACUCGCUGGUUGGCUCUUCUCGGUCUGUCCGUGGUGGCGCCCUGCCUUUGCCUUUACCCACCCCUCCACGCUUGCCACCGGGCGGGGCUGGCAUGCGGCUGCUGCGGAGGCCGACACAAGGCCCAGAGCUGAGACGCCCUGCUUGGAAUCUUCUGAGGAAAAUCCAAAAAAACUUAAGCCAACGCAAGCACAGGGAAAAGGAGGGAUGGGGAAAACGCUCACAGAGGAGGGACAAGUGGCCACAGCUGCUCGCUCUCUUGCCUUGGUUUUUCUGGGUUUCUCUACAAAUUCCAGAAUCUGAAAUAAGCCAAAUAAGAAAAAAAAAAAACAGUUGUUGCAUUUUGUGAACAGCCUGGGAAGAUAAGCUC